This is a messenger RNA of Enterobius vermicularis (human pinworm), 585 nucleotides long. NCBI's taxonomy places the organism in Eukaryota, Metazoa, Nematoda, Chromadorea, Rhabditida, Oxyuridae. The record is from the annotation of a GenBank genome assembly.
AUGUCUUGGAUAUGGGACUGGUUCUCUGGUGUUCUCAAUUAUCUUGGGUUGACCAAAAAGAACGGUAAACUGGUAUUUCUUGGAUUAGAUAAUGCAGGCAAAACAACACUGUUACACAUGUUGAAAGAUGAUCGGAUGGCACAGCAUGUACCUACGUUACAUCCAACUUCUGAAGAACUAUGCCUUGGAGGUAUUCGUUUCACAACUUUCGACCUUGGUGGUCACGAACAAGCACGGCGUGUUUGGAAAGAUUAUUUUCCCGCGGUUGAUGCCGUUGUAUUUUUGGUUGAUUGUGCCGAUUUAGAGCGUAUAAAUGAAAGCAAACAUGAGCUCGAAAGUUUACUGGCAGAUGAACAAGUUGCUGCUUGCCCUGUUCUUGUACUUGGAAACAAAAUUGAUAAAGCUAACGCGUUAGGUGAAGAUCAAUUAAAGUGGCAUUUAGGAAUUGCAAAUAUUUGCACUGGAAAGGGGCAGAUAUCACGUUCUGACCUUUCGUCGCGGCCAUUGGAAGUUUUUAUGUGCUCUGUGUUGAGGCGUCAAGGUUAUGGAGAAGGUUUUAGAUGGCUUUCGCAGUAUCUGGAUUGA